UUUUACUUUAGAGGAAGUUGUGAUGUUGUCAUUGGAGCAAUAUGUAAGAUAUAUUUGUAAAAGUUGUAUAAAACUCAAAUGGUAUAAAUUGUCACCAAUAGCUUAUUCCAGUAAUUUCUUCUCUUAAAAUUAUACAAAAAGUACAUUUGCUGUGAAGCACAAGCCAUUGCAUUUUAAAGAAAAGAAAAUUAAAGAAAAUAGAAGGUAACCUUUUCUUUUUUUUCUUUUUUCUUUUUUUAAAUGAUAAUCAAAAGACAAUAUAGGCCAUAAUUUAGUCACUGGGAAGCUAUCCUCUUUUCCCGCCUGUAUUCUGUCAUCCAUCAGUGCUUGGAUCUUCCUCCCCCUUUUUUUUUAAUUCCACAUUGAAGAAGAAAAGCAGCCUCUUGUCCACAAUGUCUUAAAUUCAGCUUGAGAAGGCCCGGGCUCGGAGUCACGGCAUUGUGAAAUCAUGUGAGGCGAGCAAUUAUCCGUCACAAAAAGAAGACAGCGGAGGCUUUUGUUUGCCCCAUUGUCGCUGCCACACGGGCCACCCUCACAUUGGCUCGCUUCUCCAACGGGAGCCGCUCGCUGCCAUCAGGCUGGCUUUGUUCUCGCCGGCAAAUAAACAGACUGCGGCAUAAUGGACCACUUAUGUGUAAGAUCACUGAGGUUGCCCGGCGUGCCCCGCGCUGACUGAGUCACGGGCCUCGUGCGUCGUCCCCACACUUUCCCGGUGACACAAUUUCUGUUUAUGAAACUCGGCGUCAUGUGACUUGUGUUGGGGCUUGCAUCAUCACGGCGACGGCGUGUUAUUAUGUGUGCUGACUUUGCACUUCAGACACUUAAAGCGGACCAGUAAAUCAGAUCUUCAUCAAAAAAAUUUUGCAGAUUUUGUUUCCCUGCCCUCACUUCCACAUUGACCAUCAUUAUCCACUCACACUUUUCCAGAAAUAAAAACAAGCUGAAGGAAACCGUAGCGAGCGCGUGUCAUUUUCAGCAACACGUGAAACCUCGAUUAUGUUUCUGUGAGGGCUUGUGAUAACAACAUUGAAGGUGCUUGCAUGUGUGGUCUCGAGUGGUAGAGCCGCCGGGUGGGCCUUCCAGAACCCAGACCAGAACUCACGGCGCGGCCAAGCUCUUCAUCUUCAAUUCGUCGGCGUAUUCGGCCACCGGAGGAGAAAAUCUUACGAGAUUCGCCCGAAAAACAAAAGCAGAAGCCUGAUUUGGCAUGGACCCGCCCCCUGGAUCAUAUCUUGGAUCGGUGGUGCUCAACCUCCAUGGUUGAGGUUUGGCGGGAUGGAGCAAGUUGGCGACUCCAGUUGACUUUCUCGCCUUCAUUCUUCACAUUCCCCUUGUGGCUUCUGCUCGCACCUGACGUGACGUCUCAAAAGCACAUGGUGACAGAAGAUUGCACAGCCCUUUUUUCCUGCAGAGAUAUUCUGACAACUUCACCGCUGGGAAGUCGCUCCUCACGACCUCUCCGGAUCUCAGAAAGCAGCUUUGGAAGGGAGAAAGCGGGAGUGACACAUGGGGGAGAUGGGUGCCUUCGAGCCUGGAAGCGCAGCUGAACCACGCGAGAGGGAGGAGGGAAGGGAGGAGAGAGGGAAACCACAAUGAGGGUCCGGCCCACCGCCGUGGUGACGUCGCGGGAGCACGUGAACGAGGCUCUCCAGUGACGGCGCGUGGAGGGCAGGAAAAGCAGUUUUUAAAGCCGCUGGUGCCGUUUUGGGGUUUUUGCGCGAGGUGCUCCUCCAAAACAACCACAGAACCACAGACGCGCAGCUCGGGGCUUGGCGUGGCCGGAGCGUCAAUGGUUAAUGGUCGCGGGCCAGCAGCACCAGUCACAAGGACGGCGCUAAGCGGGACGUGUCAAGGUUCACGGAAACCGCCGAGGAGCGAGAGCUGGUUCCGGCAUGGCGUCAAACAGCCUCUUCAGUACCGUCACACCAUGCCAGCAGAACUUCUACUGGGACCCGAGCGCCAGCCGGAGGUUCAGCCCACCGUCCAGCAGCCUGCAGCCGCUUGCGGGCAAAAUGACGGACGUAGGCUCCCCGGUUGCCGGCGGAGGUGGCGGAGGAGGCGGCGGCGGGCAGGCUGAUGCGACCGCGGUGGUGCCCCGGUUGCGCGCCCACGAGAACCGCAGCAUGGCCGAGAUCAUCGCCGACCAUCCGGCCGAGCUGGUGCGCACCGACAGCCCGAACUUUUUGUGCUCCGUGCUUCCGUCGCACUGGCGAUGUAACAAGACUCUGCCCGUCGCUUUCAAGGUGGUGGCGCUAGGGGACAUAACGGACGGCACUGUGGUGACGGUAAUGGCGGGCAACGACGAGAACUAUUCGGCCGAGCUGCGGAACGCUUCGGGCGUGAUGAAGAACCAGGUGGCGCGCUUCAACGACCUGCGCUUCGUAGGCCGCAGUGGUCGAGGCAAAAGCUUCACGCUGACCAUCACCGUGUUCACCAACCCGCCGCAAGUCGCCACUUACCACCGAGCCAUCAAGGUUACAGUGGACGGACCACGAGAGCCCAGGCGGCAUCGUCAGAAGCUGGAGGACCCUCCAAAGUCAGGCCUGUUUUCGGACCGCCUGAGCGAGCUGGAGAGGAUGAGGGUCCGUGUGGCGGUGCCCGCCCAGGCCCAGCGACCGGCGCUCAACGCCGCGCCCAACUCGUUCACGGCGCAGGGACAGACGCAAAUCACCGAUCCGCGUCAGUCUCAGUCGUCGCCGCCGUGGUCGUACGAUCAGACGUAUCCGUCCUACCUGAGUCCCAUGGCGUCCCCCUCCGUGCACUCCACCGCCCCGCUCUCCUCCAGCAGAGGGACGGGCCUGCCUUCCAUCAACGAUGUGCCCAGACGCUUGCCAGGUUCUUCGGACCUGAGCCCGUUCCCGGGGCAGUUUGAGCGCCAAUUCCCGGGCUUGUCUUCCCUGACGGAGAGUCGCUUCAGCGGUCCUCGCAUGCACUACCCGGCCACCUUCACCUACACGCCGCCCGUCACCUCCGCCAUGUCGUUGGGGGGCGCCCACUACCACACCUAUCUUCCGCCACCAUACCCGGGCUCCACGCAGAACCAGAGCGGACCCUUCCAGACCAGCAGCACCCCUUACCUGUACUACGGCGCCUCGUCCGGGUCCUACCAGAUCUCCAUGGUGUCGGGCGGGGGCGCGGGCGGCGGCGAGCGCUCGCCCUCGCGCGUGGCCCCCCCGCCCUGCACCAGCGCCUCCACAGGGACUUCGCUGGUCAACCCCAACCUGCCCAACCAAGCGGAUGGCGGCGUGGACGCGGGAGACGGUAGCCACAGCAAUUCGCCCACCGUCCUGAACACGGGCGGGCGCAUGGAUGAGGCUGUGUGGAGGCCCUACUGAACACCUGACUGAAAAGGGAUUUCUUUUGUUUAAAGCAGCUCAUCCUAACUUGUGUGGACUUGUCUUCCUGGAAUGUUUGGACCAAAGCGCUCAAAGCAGCAAUAAGAAGCACAUCCUUCCUAACAGACUUUUUUUUGUAUCUCUUUAAUACCAAUGGACAGGAGGCACAAACAAAAAAGAAGAAAAUAAUAAUGUUUACACUACCACAUUGAAGUCUGAAUUUAACCAGCAUAAAUUUGUAUAUUUUGAAGGGGCAACUUUAUCAGCAACAUUUUUCCCUUAAAAUAAUUCUUGAACAUUUUGAAGUAUUUUGACUUUUCCUCAAAUCUCCAGUUUUGUUCUUGUAAGAUUCCGGCGCUGAUGUGGUAGCGUAAUUGUUUAUCUUUGCUUUUACGACUUUCAUCCUGAUUGUUCCUUUAAUGCUUUGUUUUGCAUUAGGCAUGUUUUUUGUUUUUUUUCUAUACGACAAUACAAAGACGCACUGAGCAGCGAGACUUAUUUAAACGUGUAUAUUACAGGGCGUUCUGCUUCCUGUUUAACUUAUGAAGCCAUAACUUAUGUAUUAUUAUAUUUUUGAAAACUUGACUCAUCCCAGUACUUUUGCUGCGUCUUUAUGACUCAAUUUUUCAACACGGCGACAACAAAAAGAAAAAUACAGUUUUGUACGACAACCAAGAUUCAGACAAUCAGUGAAAUUCCAAUAAAAGAGCUCAGGAUCCAAAGAUUUUGUUGUUUGAUACGUGACCACUUUAAGAAAGUUGGUCAGGGUGUUUGACACUCGCGUUGGUUCUUUUGAUAAUUCUUUUCUUUGUCAUGUUGAUGCCAUCUUGACUUAAGUAAAAGCACUUAAUGGAUACAAAAGUUGUAUGAUGUCAUCCUGUUGCCUGAUUGGCUGUUAGUAGUCAGCAAUUAUGUGCAUACAUUUAUUUUCAGCAUUGUCAGAGGAUUCAUUUUUAACAUUUGAAUUCUAUUCUCCAUCAAUUCCAAAGGUACAUUUUUGAAAACUUUUGUACAAUACCAAACAUAGUGCAAUUUAGUACAAAACACACUUUUCUAAGAGGCCUUUUCUCACAUUCACUUUGUAGGAUUUUGUACAAAACUGAUGGUUUAAAUAAUUUCAACAAAAUACAAUUGGGAAAUUAUGAUGUGGUGCACAAAAAUUGCAGAUGAAGUUUUCUGAGCGCUAUGUCCGCCGCUGUCUUUUGUUGUACAGCUUUUCCUUUGUAUUAAAUAUGAAAAAAUUAAGUUUUAUUUUUCUAUUGCUUAUUUUGACAUUUGGAAUUAGUUUCUUGUGUAGAUAAGUGCAUGUCUACAUGUAUGUGUAUAUAAUAUACAAUACACAUAUAUUUACACAGACACAUUCAUACAUGUACACUAUAACUUUUUUGGUAUUCUAAAUUUUCUUACAUUUUAUUUUAUUUAAAUUACCAUUUUUUUAUUCUUCUAGAAUUUAUUUUUUAGAUGUACUUAAAAUAUAGUUUUAAAAGUUUAUUUUAAUUUAAUUUAUUUAUUUUUUACUUUUUUUUUUAAAUUGGCAAAUCAAUCCACUUGAGCUUUUUUUGUAGGAUUACCUACUAAAUUGAGAAAUGAAAAGAAAAAUUAACCGGUUUUAAUUUUUUUUUAAAGAUUUUUAAUAUUUUAAAAAAGAAGACAUCUGGUUUUAGUUCAUCAAUCAUCAUGGACAAUGUUUUGCACUAUCAGCACUACCACAAACCUUGGCACAAAAUGAGAUGCAGACGUCAAUGUUGGGAAUUUGGUCGUCAUCAGAUCUUUUAUUUAGUGGGCGCUAAUACAAUAAAGUCAUUCAGGUGGAUUUUAUUUUUGAAGGGUUGCAUGCAGAGCAAAUCAAAUAUUCCACACAUACACGCAUGACAUUCCCACUGCUUCAGCCUGAAAAGUCAAAGUAUUUAUGUUGUAACUGGAGAAAGCAAAUAAAAGGCUUUUAGAUGA
Molecule: messenger RNA, 5285 nt
Organism: Syngnathus typhle (broad-nosed pipefish)
Lineage: Eukaryota; Metazoa; Chordata; Actinopteri; Syngnathiformes; Syngnathidae
Gene: runx2b
Product: RUNX family transcription factor 2b
Exons: 10
Coding region: 1893-3335 (480 amino acids)
Biological process (GO): hemopoiesis; neuron differentiation; regulation of transcription by RNA polymerase II
Cellular component (GO): nucleus
Molecular function (GO): RNA polymerase II cis-regulatory region sequence-specific DNA binding; ATP binding; DNA-binding transcription factor activity, RNA polymerase II-specific
Source: RefSeq, a predicted model, not a curated record